AUGGCGCUCUCUAUCUACAUCGACGAGGACGUCGGUCGCGACGACGCCUCGGCCACAGGCACCGAGUCCGCCCCUUAUAAGACCCUCCUGCACGCCUUUGUGCAGCAUGCCCCCACGACCGAGGGUAUUCAGUACCUGACCCGCAAGUCCCAGACCGACGCCGCCGGCGAGAACGUGGAUCCUGCCGCCAAGCUGGAGUGGAAGCCGGCCACCAAAUCGGCCAUGAAAAAGGCCACCAACCUCUACGAGCAACGCAAAAAGAAGGCUGCCAAGGAGCAGGAGCUCGCCAUUCGCGAAAAGGCCGAGGCCGACAAACGUCAGAAGGUUCUGGAGGAGGCCAAGAAGGUCGUCAUCACCGAGGACGCCUCCUUGCCCAAGCCCAUCCGUAUCCGUCUGGACGAGACCGACCCGGCCAAGGUCCAGCUGCGCACCCCCGAAUCCGAUACCCCCGGUACUCGUGUGCGCGUUCUUGGCCGUGUGCACCGUAUGCGUGCUCAGAAGGACUACGUCUUCAUCACGUUGACCGAUGGAUAUGGAUACCUGCAAUGCAUCUUGACUGGUGACCUGGUCAAGACCUACGAUAUCAUGACUCUGACCCUGGAGACCUCCAUCGCGAUUCACGGUGAGAUGCGCGCUGUUCCCCCCAAGCAGCACGCUCCCAACGACCGCGAGCUGCACGCCGACUUCUUCACGAUCAUUGGCCGUGCCGCAGGUGACAAAGAGGCCAUUACCACGCGUGUGGCGCCGGACGCCGACCCGCAGACCCUCUAUGACAACCGGCAUCUCGUGCUCCGUGGUGAGACCUCCUCCUCGGUGAUGAAGGUCCGCGCUGCCACUCUGCGCGCUUUCCGCAAGGCCUUUGAGGAGAACCGCAUGUUGGAAGUGACCCCACCCGCGAUGAACGCCUACCUGACCCAGUCCUCGCAACUCUACCUCGAGACCUGUCUCCCCUCGCUGGGUGACGUCUUCUGCGUGUGUCCCUCCUUCCGUGCCGAGAAGUCUCUGACCCGUCGUCACUUGUCCGAGUACACCCACAUCGAGGCCGAGCUCGACUUCAUCACCUUCACCGAUCUUCUGGACCACCUCGAGGCAAUGAUCUGCCGCGUCAUCGAGCUGCUGCUUGCCGACCCCGAGGCCUCCAAAUACAUCGCCACUCUGAACCCCGACUUCAAGCCCCCCUCGCGUCCCUUCAAGCGCAUGAAGUACUCCGACGCCAUUGAGUGGCUCGUGGAGCACAACAUUCCCAACGAGGAGGGUGAGCCCCACAAGUUCGGCGAUGAUAUCGCCGAGGCAGCCGAGCGCAAGAUGACGGACAUUAUCAACCAGCCUAUCUUCCUGACACACUUCCCCGCCGAGAUCAAGGCCUUCUAUAUGAAGAAGGACGAGAGUGAUCGUCGGGUCACCGAGAGUGUGGACGUCCUCAUGCCCGGUGUCGGUGAGAUUGUCGGUGGUAGUAUGCGUAUGGAUGACUGGAACGAGUUGAUGGCCGCCUAUAAACACGAGGGCAUGGACCCUAGCCCUUACUACUGGUACACUGACCAGCGCAAGUACGGCACUUCCCCCCACGGAGGCUACGGUCUGGGUCUGGAGCGUUUCCUGGCCUGGUUGUGCGCCCGUUAUACUGUCCGUGACUGCUCUCUGUACCCGCGCUUCACUGGCCGUUGCACUCCUUAG
Molecule: messenger RNA, 1674 nt
Organism: Penicillium diatomitis
Lineage: Eukaryota; Fungi; Ascomycota; Eurotiomycetes; Eurotiales; Aspergillaceae
Product: asparagine--tRNA ligase DED81
Exons: 3
Coding region: 1-1674 (557 amino acids)
Biological process (GO): asparaginyl-tRNA aminoacylation
Cellular component (GO): cytoplasm
Molecular function (GO): asparagine-tRNA ligase activity; nucleic acid binding; ATP binding
Source: RefSeq, a predicted model, not a curated record